AUGGCCCAAUUAUCGUCACCCACAUCUUCUAGUUGCAGUCUUUACAGUCCCCCCAACUCGUCCUCUCUCUCUUCAGAUCACGAUACUGACAGCGAGCUUCCCAUUCUCCCUCCACAGUAUACCCUCCUCGAACAGGAUCAGGCUGCUGGUUCUGUGUUCCCUGUUCUGCACGGUGUCACAAGCGGUGAUCUCCCAGCUGCUCCCCUCGGAACGAAGAACCCCGUCUUGAAGCAUUACCUAUCUCGCCCCGUACGAAGACAUUUAGACUGGAAAGAGAAAGCCAAUGGAACUGCCAUCCGGAAGCCCCUUGAUGGUGUUCUUGCCAUCCAGGCUGGGUUCAUCCAAACACGUGGAGAGAUAGCACAGGCUGCCUGCACCAGCUGCUCCAAGGGGAAAGGAGUAUGGAAGACCUGUGUAGUUGGCAAUAAGAUCGGCCGGUCGAAGCCGAGUAAUGAGGUCUGCGCCAAUUGCCUAUUCUCUAAGUCUUGGGCGUGCAGUCAACCCUCUGGUACUUCCGACGCGGAACCUUCCGGUUCAUCUACUUCCAAAGACCCAAGAGGAAGGACUAUUGCUCGAAAUAGCUCAGGGAGGCGUGCACAAACACCAUUCCCUCGACGCACUGCCACGGCGGUUGAUCUUACUUCCCCUGACCUGUCUAGGCAGAAUUCUGCCAGCGUCCAAAAUGACACUCCCAUAUUCCAGGGUCGCAGCCUACCGGACCCUAUGAUUUUGCCUGAGGCGGUUGUUGAAUUCCCCUUGUCUGCAACAACAUUCAAUAACCUACCCGUUUUGAAACGAGCUUUGUCAGAUAUGGGAGGCCAUAUUGGGAAAAUCAAAAUGAGAAUCAGGCAGCUUGAGCGGAUGCAAAUGGGAUAUAAUUCAGGAAACCCGUGGGACUCUCUGUAG
This is a messenger RNA of Aspergillus versicolor CBS 583.65, 906 nucleotides long. RefSeq names its product DUF3716 domain-containing protein. Bases 1 to 906 code for a protein of 301 amino acids. Lineage: Eukaryota; Fungi; Ascomycota; Eurotiomycetes; Eurotiales; Aspergillaceae. The transcript is spliced from 3 exons. The record is from RefSeq and is a predicted model, not a curated record.